Rosa chinensis is the source of this 717-nucleotide messenger RNA. RefSeq lists its product as uncharacterized. The transcript has 5 exons. Lineage: Eukaryota; Viridiplantae; Streptophyta; Magnoliopsida; Rosales; Rosaceae. The record is from RefSeq and is a predicted model, not a curated record. Bases 169 to 717 code for a protein of 182 amino acids.
GAAGUAUGUUGUGGACAUAAUCAAUGAUCGUUGGAGGCAACAUAAGCAUCAACUAAAAAAAAGUUUUGGGAACCGCAUCAAGAUUCUCCUGUACGGUUCUUGUGCGGUGAGCAUGGUGUGGACAACGGUCAAUGGGUUAAGUUUGUGGAAAACUUAGACAGAGUCGAGAUGAAGGAAAAGGCUGCAAUAAAUGUCAAUAACAGGAAACAAAAGAAGAUUAGCCACACAACUGGAACUUUGACUUAUGCAGCUAAAAUCUAUCAAUGGCAAGUUGAAAACAACAAAGAUGCACCGCCGAACCGUAAGGAAAGAUUCAAGAUAACACACCUAAAAAAGGGUUCCAAGACACAGUACAUUGAUGAAGCAUCCACACAAGCUGUGCUUAGCUUGGAACAAAAAGAAGCAGAAAAAAGGAACCAAAAUAUCGACAUAACCCUUGAAGUUGUAGAAGACAUAUAUGCAGAGGUGUUUGGUGUUGAGAAGAGAAACCGCGUUAGGGGAAUGGGGACCGGGUAUACAUGGUCAGAUGUUCCGUUUAUCCAUACAGAGAAACGAGGGAUUUCAAAGGAGGUGGAGGCAUUAAGAGCUGCUGUGGAGGAACAAAAAAAAGUGUCUGAAAGAGCAUCCAUGGAGCAGAUUUCUCAAGUGUCAUCAUCUCAAGGGGAAACUUCAAUGCCUCAAAUGCAAUCAGCUCUUCCAGAUGAAGCUCUAGCAUGA